Fraxinus pennsylvanica is the source of this 1005-nucleotide messenger RNA. The record is from the annotation of a GenBank genome assembly. Lineage: Eukaryota; Viridiplantae; Streptophyta; Magnoliopsida; Lamiales; Oleaceae.
AUGAUGAUGGUGGCACAGGCACACGUGGGACUUCUCUCCUUCACUUCCUGCAUUCCUUGUGUUCCUCUACCUUGUCGUCUCAAAUUCGGCUUUACCAAACACAAAACUCUUACCAUGGCCACAAUGAGUGAUGAUCCUAUUCGUGAAUGGAUCCUGUCAGAAGGCAAUGCAACUGAGAUAAGAGGGAUUCGUUCCAUUGGUGGUGGCUGCAUCAAUCUUGCCAAUCGUUAUGACACCGAUGCUGGUUCUUUCUUUGUUAAAACAAACAGGAGUAUUGAUUCAUCAAUGUUUGAGGGAGAGGCUUUGGGUCUUAAUGCAAUGUAUGAAACCAGAUCAAUCCGUGUACCUAAACCAUUUAAGGUUGGAACUCUACCAACAGGUGGUUCAUACAUUGUCAUGGAAUAUAUCGAAUUUGGUGCUUCUAGAGAUCAAUCUGCAUUAGGGAGGAAGCUUGCAGAAAUGCAUAAAGCUGGGAAGUCCGGGAAGGGAUUCGGUUUUGAUGUUGAUAAUACAAUUGGCAGUACUCCACAAAUAAACACAUGGACGUCUGACUGGAUUGAAUUUUAUGGAGAGCAUAGAUUGGGUUACCAACUGAAGUUGGCUAGACAACAGUAUGGUGAUUCAUUAAUUUAUGAAAAAGGACAAAGACUAGUAAAGAAUAUGGGACCUCUCUUUAAAAAUAUUAUUAUUGAGCCAUGCUUGUUACAUGGAGACUUGUGGAGUGGAAAUAUCACAUCUGACAAAAAUGGAGAUCCUGUUAUACUUGACCCGGCAUGUUACUAUGGACAUAAUGAGGCAGAGUUUGGAAUGUCUUGGUGUGCUGGAUUUGGAGGAUCUUUUUACAAUGCAUACUUUGAGGUGAUGCCCAAACAACCUGGUUUCGAGGAAAGGAGAGAUCUCUAUUUGCUGUAUCACUACUUGAAUCAUUAUAACUUGUUUGGUUCUGGUUACCGUUCAUCGGCCAUGUCCAUUAUUGAUGACUAUCUCCGGAUGUUAAAAGCUUAG